AGACUGGGGCACCAUGGACCUGGGUCUUGCAGGUCGGCGGGCGCUGGUCACCGGCGCGGGCAAAGGCAUCGGGCGCAGCACUGUGCUGGCUUUGCAGGCGGCUGGUGCACAGGUUGUGGCGGUGAGUCGGACGCGAGAGGACCUGGACAGCCUGGUCCGGGAGUGUCCUGGUGUGGAGCCUGUGUGUGUGGACCUGGCCGACUGGGAGGCCACAGAACAGGCCCUAAGCAAUGUGGGACCGGUGGACCUUCUGGUGAACAAUGCUGCUGUGGCUACGUUGCAGCCCUUCCUGGAGGUCACCAAGGAGGCCUGUGACACGUCCUUCAACGUGAAUUUUCGGGCUGUCGUCCAGGUGUCGCAGAUUGUGGCCAGGGGCAUGAUAGCUCGGGGAGUUCCAGGGGCCAUUGUGAAUGUCUCCAGCCAGGCCUCCCAGCGUGCACUGACCAACCAUACCGUCUACUGUUCCACCAAGGGUGCUUUAGACAUGUUGACCAAGGUGAUGGCCCUAGAGCUUGGGCCCCACAAGAUCCGUGUGAAUGCAGUAAACCCCACAGUAGUGAUGACACCCAUGGGCCGGGCCAACUGGAGUGACCCGCACAAAGCUAAGGUCAUGCUGGAUCGUAUCCCACUUGGCAAGUUUGCUGAGGUGGAGAACGUGGUAGACACCAUCCUCUUCCUGCUGAGCAACCGAAGUAGCAUGACUACUGGUUCCGCUUUGCCAGUGGAUGGGGGCUUCCUGGCUACCUAAGCCCUCCCUACCAAUACUCUGCUCAACUCAUGUUCAGAACAUCGUGCCCUCCAUCCCUCCAAUAAAGCUCUCUGCCCAGCCUGUGUGCUGAUUCUCCACCCAAA
Messenger RNA from Rattus norvegicus (Norway rat), 852 nucleotides. It is a transcript of the gene Dcxr, whose product is annotated as dicarbonyl and L-xylulose reductase. Gene Ontology annotation, cellular component: apical plasma membrane; acrosomal vesicle. The transcript has 8 exons. Gene Ontology annotation, biological process: xylulose metabolic process; glucose metabolic process. Gene Ontology annotation, molecular function: carbonyl reductase (NADPH) activity; L-xylulose reductase (NADPH) activity. The record is from RefSeq and is marked validated. Bases 14 to 748 code for a protein of 244 amino acids. NCBI's taxonomy places the organism in Eukaryota, Metazoa, Chordata, Mammalia, Rodentia, Muridae.